GAAGACCUAGUAGUAGUAUCAUUUUGUCUCUUAUAGUGGAAUUUGUCUUCUAAAAUACAGAAUUGUAUAGCAUUUUCUUUGGUUCAUUGUGAAUUACAUUAUAUAGCUAGAGUGUCUCAUUUGUCUUUUACUUGAUCCGCAGAAAACUUAGAAUAACGGAUAUCAUUCAUACUCACGACAAACACGCACGACAUCUCUAUGAUUCCUCCUAAGAAUCAUUCUCAACAUGCAUUCAUACAUUGAUACCCCUCCAAUAACAGCCUUUUUCCCCUUACCAUUUUCUUCGGAUUAACUCGGGAGAGUCUAGGAAAACUCGGGAAAACAAUGAAUCAAUGCUCCAGAUCAUAAAAAAGGGAGACGACACAUCUCCACUUAAAACAUUAAACAUUAUGUUCAUACAUAAAAAAAGCAUAAAAAAAAACAUAAAGUGGAUAUGAGACAUAACCGCUCACACUUACUAUAUCAUGUGUGCAACCAUCUAUUCUAUUUUCAUCUAACAAUUGAAAAUGCAUAAAAAAAAUUAAUUAAAAGAAGUUUAAGGAGAGAAAAAACAUAGAUGGACAAUUGAGAUGUAGCAGAACGAACAACAUGAAAGAAUGGACUCGCGGGAGAAUCCAACUUCCUUCGAUUGUGUGAACGUUAACCUAUAAAAAAUUAAAAAAUCCCUUAAAUAUGUAACGACUUUUAGAGGUCAACGGUUGUUUGCUGUAGCCCAUUUUCACAUCUCAUAUGAUAUACAUAUACUAUAGUAUCAUAGCACUCUCUCUAUAUAUAAAAAUUAACCAAGGCCAUAGUAUCUAUUCACAGUGCAGCUAGAAAUCAAGCAAACAAUCAUUAUGGCCGCUAAUAACACUUUGCCUGCAGCAUAUGCAACAAGUGCAGCAGUACCAGAUUGGUUAAACAAAGGAGACAACGCAUGGCAAAUGAUAGCAGCAACCCUUGUCGGAAUCCAAAGCAUGCCGGGACUAGUUAUCCUCUACGGCAGCAUAGUGAAAAAAAAAUGGGCUGUAAACUCUGCUUUCAUGGCUCUCUAUGCUUUCGCAGCGGUUAUAAUUUGUUGGGUUACAUGGGCUUAUAAGAUGUCAUUUGGUGAAAAACUUUUACCCUUUUGGGGUAAAGCCGGGCCAGCGUUAGGCCAGAAAUUUCUAAUUAAACAGGCCGCGCUACCUAGCACGGCCCAUUAUUAUAAUAAUGGGGAUUUGGAAACUGCUGAGCUUGAUCCAUUUUAUCCAAUGGCUACUAUGGUUUGGUUUCAGUGUGUUUUUGCUGCAAUUGCAUUAGUUAUAUUGGCUGGUUCUGUUUUGGCUAGGAUGAGUUUUAAGGCAUGGAUGAUGUUUGUGCCACUUUGGUUAACUUUUUCUUAUACUGUUGGUGCUUUUAGUGUGUGGGGUGGUGGAUUCUUGUUUCAAUGGGGUGUUAUGGAUUAUUCUGGUGGUUAUGUUAUUCAUCUUUCUUCUGGUAUUGCUGGUUUUACUGCUGCUUAUUGGGUUGGGCCUAGAUCAAAGAAGGACAGAGAAAGAUUCCCACCAAACAAUGUAUUACUAACAUUGGCAGGGGCAGGGUUACUAUGGUUAGGAUGGGCAGGUUUCAACGGUGGAGAUCCUUAUUCAGCCAACACUGAUUCCUCCAUGGCUGUUCUCAACACAAACAUUUGUGCUGCCACAAGUCUCUUAGUAUGGACAUGGCUUGAUGUCAUAUUCUUUAAGAAACCAUCUGUUAUUGGAGCUGUUCAGGGCAUGAUCACCGGCCUUGUUUGCAUCACUCCCGGCGCCGGUCUGGUUCAAGGAUGGGCUGCCAUAAUAAUGGGCAUACUAUCAGGAAGUAUACCAUGGUACACAAUGAUGGUACUUGGAAAAAAGUUUGCAAUAUUUCAAAAGGUUGACGACACCCUCGCCGUGUUCCACACUCACGCCGUGGCUGGCCUUCUAGGCGGUGUACUAACCGGCCUAUUCGCCGAACCAACCCUAAGUACUCUCUUUCUCCCCGUCACCAAUUCCAGAGGAGGUGUCUAUGGAGGCUCCGGCGGAGUCCAAAUCCUUAAACAAAUAGUUGGUGCUUUAUUCAUCAUUGGAUGGAACAUUGUUGCCACUUCAAUUAUUUGUUUAGUUGUAGGUUUAAUUGUUCCUUUGAGAAUGACUGAGGAAGAGUUACUUAUUGGAGAUGAUGCAAUUCAUGGGGAAGAAGCUUAUGCUUUGUGGGGUGAUGGUGAGAAACUAAGCCUCUACAAAGAUGAUACUACAAGUCAUGGAGUUUUGGCAUCAAGUGGUGCCACUCAAAUUGUCUAGAUUAUAUCAUGAGAAAAUUCAACAAGUUGGAAAUGGAUUGAGGGUUAUGGUUGAAUUGAUAUUCUUUAAUGUGAAACAUAUAAUCUUGGAGGAAAACAAAUAGUUAAGAAAAGAAAAAAAAUAUCUAAUUUGUUUUGUGCUUGUAUAUUUGUUGAUUUUAUUAUGUUGUCAUUUUGUCACCAAAUUCUAAAUUUCUAAUGAACGACUUUUAUGUUAACUAAUGUACACUUGUAGCCCAGUUAUAAAUGUAUCUACAAAGUUAAUUAUAUAUGCAAAUAUGCAAUUAUGUAA
Molecule: messenger RNA, 2576 nt
Organism: Trifolium pratense (red clover)
Lineage: Eukaryota; Viridiplantae; Streptophyta; Magnoliopsida; Fabales; Fabaceae
Product: ammonium transporter 3 member 1-like
Exons: 3
Coding region: 837-2285 (482 amino acids)
Biological process (GO): ammonium transmembrane transport
Cellular component (GO): plasma membrane
Molecular function (GO): ammonium channel activity
Source: RefSeq, a predicted model, not a curated record